UGAGCUGCUACUCGCGAGGCGCCUGUCACAUGAGCCGCGCGGCCGCUCCACUCCCCCUCCUCCCCGGCUGGGUUGUGUGAAUGAAGCUCUGCCGGCUACGUGGGGCGCUAGCUCAACUUGGUGUCCUGGACGCCGGAGCCGACCGAGCGCGCUGCCCACCGGCGGUGGACCCAGACUCUGCAGCUCCUGACCCGGGCGACAGGUUGGGAGCUGUUUCACCUCCUGCAGAAAGUGACCACACAGCUGUGUUUCCAUCCACACCUCCCCGUGGAAACUGGGGGACCCUGCUCAACCUUGAGCCUGUGGCCCCACUCUAGAAGAUAGGAUCAAGAUGGCCAUGUGGCAGGGAGCCAUGGAUAACAGAGGCUUUAAGCAGGGGAGUUUUUGUAGCUUCCGGAGCAGCUCCAGCGAUGAAGACCUGAUGGACAUACCAGGCACAGCUAUGGACUUCUCCAUGAGAGAUGAUGUUCCUCCCUUAGACCGAGAAAUAGAAGACUGCAAUUAUGAGUUUUGGAAGAAAGACCACAGGAGUCAAGGGCCCUUCUCAUCACAUCAUAUCCAGAAGGACAAGUCAUACAAUGGUGGAGGAGUAGGUUCUUCAAAUAGGAUCAUGGACUUCUUGGAGGAGCCAAUCCCUGGAGUAGGGACCUAUGAUGAUUUCAAUACAAUUGACUGGGUGAGAGAGAAGUCUCGAGACCGGGAUAGGCACCGAGAGAUUACCAAUAAAAGCAAAGAGUCGACGUGGGCCUUAAUUCACAGUGUCAGUGAUGCCUUUUCUGGUUGGUUGUUGAUGCUCCUCAUUGGGCUUUUUUCAGGUUCCUUAGCUGGUUUGAUAGACAUCUCUGCUCAUUGGAUGACAGACUUGAAAGAAGGCAUAUGCACAGGAGGAUUCUGGUUUAACCACGAACAUUGUUGCUGGAACUCUGAGAAUGUCACCUUUGAAGACACAGACAAAUGCCCGGAAUGGAAUAGCUGGGCCCAGCUUAUCAUCAACACUGAUGAGGGAGCCUUUGCCUACAUAGUGAAUUACUUCAUGUACGUGCUCUGGGCUCUGCUCUUUGCCUUCCUGGCCGUGUCUCUGGUGAAAGUGUUUGCACCUUAUGCCUGUGGCUCCGGGAUUCCUGAGAUAAAAACUAUUUUGAGCGGUUUUAUUAUCAGAGGCUACCUAGGCAAGUGGACCCUGGUUAUCAAAACUAUCACCUUGGUGCUGGCAGUGUCAUCUGGCUUGAGCCUGGGCAAAGAGGGCCCCCUAGUGCACGUGGCCUGCUGCUGUGGGAACAUCCUGUGCCACCGCUUCAACAAAUACAGGAAGAAUGAAGCCAAGCGAAGAGAGGUCUUGUCAGCUGCAGCGGCUGCUGGUGUUUCUGUAGCCUUUGGGGCACCUAUUGGCGGCGUAUUAUUCAGCCUGGAAGAGGUCAGCUAUUAUUUCCCCCUCAAAACAUUAUGGCGUUCAUUCUUUGCUGCAUUGGUGGCAGCAUUUACUCUGCGAUCCAUCAAUCCAUUCGGGAACAGCCGCCUAGUUCUCUUUUAUGUGGAGUUUCACACCCCAUGGCAUCUCUUUGAGCUUGUACCGUUCAUUCUGCUGGGCAUCUUUGGUGGCCUCUGGGGGGCUCUGUUUAUCCGCACAAACAUUGCCUGGUGUCGGAAGCGCAAGACCACCCAGCUGGGCAAGUAUCCUGUCAUUGAGGUCCUCGUCGUGACAGCCAUCACUGCCAUCCUGGCCUUCCCCAAUGAAUACACCAGAAUGAGCACCAGUGAGCUCAUUUCGGAGCUGUUCAAUGACUGUGGCCUUCUGGACUCCUCCAAGCUCUGCGAUUAUGAGAACCACUUCAACACCAGCAAGGGAGGCGAACUGCCCGACAGACCAGCCGGUGUGGGAGUUUACAGUGCAAUGUGGCAGCUGGCUUUGGCACUCAUACUGAAAAUUGUCAUUACCAUAUUUACCUUUGGCAUGAAGAUCCCUUCUGGCCUCUUUAUCCCCAGCAUGGCUGUUGGUGCUAUAGCAGGGCGACUUUUAGGAGUGGGAAUGGAACAGCUGGCUUAUUACCACCAUGACUGGACCAUCUUCAACAGCUGGUGUAGUCAGGGAGCUGAUUGUAUCACCCCUGGCCUCUAUGCCAUGGUUGGAGCUGCAGCCUGCUUAGGUGGGGUGACUCGGAUGACUGUUUCUCUCGUUGUCAUAAUGUUUGAACUCACCGGUGGCUUGGAAUACAUCGUGCCUCUGAUGGCUGCAGCCAUGACAAGCAAGUGGGUGGCAGAUGCUCUUGGCCGGGAGGGCAUCUAUGAUGCCCACAUCCGUCUCAAUGGAUACCCCUUUCUUGAAGCCAAAGAAGAGUUUGCUCAUAAGACCCUGGCAAUGGAUGUGAUGAAGCCCCGGAGAAAUGAUCCUUUGUUGACUGUCCUUACUCAGGACAGUCUGACUGUGGAAGAUGUUGAGACCAUAAUCAGUGAAACCACUUACAGUGGCUUCCCAGUGGUGGUGUCUCGGGAAUCCCAAAGACUUGUGGGUUUUGUCCUCCGAAGAGAUCUCAUCAUUUCGAUUGAAAAUGCUCGAAAGAAGCAGGAUGGGGUUGUGAGCACCUCCAUCAUUUAUUUCACCGAGCAUUCUCCUCCAAUGCCACCGUACACUCCGCCCACCCUAAAGCUGCGCAACAUUCUGGAUCUCAGUCCCUUCACUGUAACUGACCUCACACCCAUGGAGAUUGUAGUGGAUAUCUUCCGCAAGCUGGGACUGCGGCAGUGCCUGGUCACACAUAACGGGCGUUUGCUUGGAAUCAUUACCAAAAAGGAUGUGUUAAAGCAUAUAGCACAGAUGGCAAACCAAGAUCCUGAUUCUAUUCUCUUCAACUAGAAUCAUAGGGUUAUUCUGGAUCCAAAACAGGAAGGACAUUGCAGACCAUGGAUAUAUUUUAUUAACUGGGUACCCAAAACACAUUUCUCAUAUUUGGAUGGUGAGGUCAUAUUAGUGUGUUGUCUCUUUCCUACAAGUUAACCAGUUGCACUACGUAAUCUCUGGAAAGUAAUCUCUUUAGGAGAGAAUACAGUUAGGCUUCUAUGAUAAUGAAUUUGGAAGAUUUCAUGAAAGAGUAAACAAGACCGCUGUGAUUUAAUUGUUUGUUUUUAAGAUUUUGUUUUAGUUUGAAAAAAAAAUCGUUAGCCAAUAUGCAAUCACUGAAAACUAUGCAAGAAAAAUUCCCAAACCGGCUUGACCUGUAGCCUACAGGAAAUCAUUUUAAAAAGUCAUUUUGGGGGGAUCUAAUUGUCAUUUGUGGAAGAUGAAGUGUAAACUUAAGGAGCUUUGCUUUUCAAACCAUGGAAAGGAAAGCCAGAAGGAAAAUAGUAAUGGUAUUUUCUAGACUGUGAAGAUUCAGUUCAAAUAUUAUCCUUGUUCCUGUUACAAUACCUAGCCUCGUUAGUUUGUUAUGUGUGUACUUGUAUGUUCAUUUUAAUUUCUGGUUAUAAGACAAUGCUGCUUUGGUUAGUCUCCUCUAAGCGAUUUGGAGAGAUUGACUUUUAUAGCUUGCUUGUUCCUGGUACUCUUUUGAAGUGCACAAAGAUAAGUUAUACAUCUUUCUCCUUGUCUGCGAAAAGAGUAGUUUUCCAGAUGGUAUCUGUUAGCUAGUAAGCAAGGACUUUGCCAUGAAUUUGUGAGCAGCAAGGAAAUGAUUUCUUCCAGCCUUGAAAUGAAUGAUCAGUAAAGUUCUCAGCAAAGUCCGUGACUGGGAAUUUCACAUUUUUUUUGUGAGGUCCUAACAAAUCCUCUUACCCAGAUGCCUCCUCCACGAAUGAUGGUGCUUUCGGCUUCUGGAAUAUGGAAGACCAGUCAAGGGAACCACGUCGAGAUUGCAUCCUGGUAACCCGGGGAAGAUUCAGAGCUGCACCUGCAUCCUCAUGCAUUCCUUUGUACAGAGACCACCAGGGCUAAAAUAACUGGGCACCCAUGGCUCCUCCCAGUGUUCCAUACGUGUGACAGGCCAGUGUCAUCCCUGUGAGUGUGAAUCAGGCUUGAGAUUCUCUCCGAAUAUAUCCAAGGUGUUGGGACAAGAUAGGCAGCAGUGACUCCCUUGAGGGUCCUUAGCAUCCUAAAUAAAAUCCAGAAUCAUCUUCAGACCUAGGGGUAUGGACAAAGCCUCGUGACACCAAAGGUGCUUGUAACCAAUUGAAAAGGUGCCAGUCUCAAUUUCUUACCACGUUUAUUGCAGUGAAGCAAAAAGUCAUCAUGCCAUAGGGACACCUAGUGGUCUUAAAGAGCCACCACCCCCACCGCCACCACCAUUCCAACCACUACUCCGUUUUCUGUAGUUUUAGCCAUGUUCUCCAGGUGCAACCCUUCUCUUCUAUUGCCCUUCCUACUCUUCAGUACUGAAUCCUCUCUUUGGGAUUGAGCACUGCGACUGGUUAAUCAUUCCUAAUACAUAUGUAGAAAAAAAAUAGUGUCUUCCAAGGCUAGUGAAAUUGCAAACUAUGGCUCAGCAAUCUUAUGGCACAUGGACCGGAGGUGACCUACCGCCGUUUGCUUUGCCAUGUGGCCCAGUUGCUGCUGCCAUGCCUCCAGUUCCAUAUCAGAUGCCUGUAACAGUGAGACACCACUGCCCGGGGUGAGAGUUCAGCCUUGCUCAUUUUACGAUUCUGGUACCAGCACUUGCCGCUCUCCUUCCAGCCUGGUAUCAGCAGUCAGCUGGCAUAACCCUCCCCCCCCAGACACCUCUGCAGCAUACCUCAUUGUGAAAGUUACUCACCCCUGAUUCAUGAACUUCUUACCCCUAGUUCUUAUCUUUCUAAAAUCUUUUAUUGCCCAGAACUGGGAAGCCAAGGCUUAUUUUCAUUGUUAUCCUUAAAAUAUCAGUCACCAGAGUGUCUCCUCCUCAGUAUAUCACUUUAGCAUUUUAAUGAAAAAGGAAAAAAAAAACAA
Ochotona princeps (American pika) is the source of this 4912-nucleotide messenger RNA. RefSeq names its product chloride voltage-gated channel 5 (gene CLCN5). The transcript is spliced from 15 exons. NCBI's taxonomy places the organism in Eukaryota, Metazoa, Chordata, Mammalia, Lagomorpha, Ochotonidae. The record is from RefSeq and is a predicted model, not a curated record. Gene Ontology annotation, molecular function: voltage-gated chloride channel activity. Bases 332 to 2851 code for a protein of 839 amino acids. Gene Ontology annotation, biological process: transmembrane transport; chloride transport. Gene Ontology annotation, cellular component: synaptic vesicle; early endosome; Golgi apparatus.